CGAGCACUCGGUCUCAUCAGCUGUUGGCUAUAUUGUCAACGUCAAUAAGUUUGUUAUUUUGUUUUGAUAAAUUCCAAUAGCGUAAUUUGACGUAAUCGGACCAUAAAAAAGUAAAAAUUGAUUGCAAUGGAUACUGUAGUAACCGUGGAGCAGUUUACCGCCUGUAAAAUGCAAAUGCAACAAUUAUAAAGUGUGGGAAACCUGAAGAAUACAAACACGAAGUCCUGACAAAUAAAAAAGUGGAAGGGAUAGCGCCGAAAACGAGUACUCGUAAAUGUGUGUACCACCUUGUGAAAAGUGAAAAUGCGCAUUUGGUAAGCGCAAUAGAAAUGAACUGAAAAUUGUCUCAGAAACAUAUUUUGCUAGGAAAACUCUUAAAAACUGACUUUAAUAAUAUCAUAAAUGUAUUAAAAUAGUGUAAUUUUCGAGAAGUGCAUAUUUCCAAUCCGACAAACGUAAAGUGAAUUGGAAAAAAAAAAUUGAAAACCUACGCACUUAUUGUAUUUGAUAGCAAAGUACUCUGUAAAUUUUAACCUUGACAUUGAGUACUACCUGCCUAUGAUGGCCAAUUGUUUCGUGAUUACACCUAAAGUAACGCCGGUUUUUUAUCUCGCCACCGUCAAGCUCUCCAGCGUAACAGCUAUAGUAGCCGCUUGCCAAAAAACACAAUUCAAGUUGAAGUCUCGCCGCCUCCUGGUGUCCGCCGUGUGCCAACAAUACUCGCGUCCCUUCAUUAUACGAUACAGUGACCGUGAACUAGCCGAACACGCCUAAAUUGGCAGUGUAUAUCCCGUCAUACCAUUUAAAUUCCAGAAAAGUUAUAAAGUACUAAGAAAAUAUUAAAAUAAAGCAGUGUAACAACACUAUUUGUAGCUGUAUUGUUGGCGUAAUAAUUUCACAAGUGUUGACCGUAAGCGUGUUGAUUGUUUGUUUUAUCAUUUUUGCGGGCAACGAUAAGGUAUAGUCAUGUCAACGCCGACACCGGCUUUAUUACUUAGUGGAGAGGAUGAGGCUGUAAGCCAACAAUCUGUGUCAAUAUCUCAACCGACAGCUGAAGUUGUAGUUAUGGAUUCUCCCUUACAAACAUAUACCACUGACAUACGGUCAGAACUGGAAGAGUUUCGCGAAAAUUGGCAUCGAGAAUUGAAGAGCCAAAGUGAAACAGGAACACCGACACGAAACUUGGAGCACAAUCAACAACCAGUAAAUGCUUCGAAUAAUGUGACCGAAGUUGAUCAAAAUGAGUUGGCUGAAAAUCUAUUCCGCAGUGCCGUAGAGCUUGAACAGCGAGGCAAGGUUUAUGAUGCGUUGCCACUCUAUCGCAAAGCCGUGCAAAUUGUACCAGAUAUUGAAUUCAAAUUUUAUGAAUUACAAAAGGUUAAAACAACAAACAAUUAUACUGAAGGAACCAAUUUGUUUGAAACUGUUGAGACAAAGCAAACCCUAGAGGAAUGUUCAAAUACUGAUGAGAUUAUUGAAGAUUUAUAUGAGAAAUUUCAGCUGGAUUUGGCAAGAGACGGCGGUCGUUUACUACACAGCAGUCGAGAUGACGGUGUGAUUACUACAGAAACACAUAUUUCCGAAUUGCCACCCGAAAUACUUUUGUACAUCCUGCGUUGGGUUAUAUCGGCGCAAUUAGAUAUGCAUUCCCUGGAGCAAUGCGCAUCUGUUUGCAAGGGUCUCUAUUUGUGCACACGUGAUGAGGAGUUGUGGCGUUUAGCAUGCGCAAAAGUAUGGGGCGCUAAUCUUGGUAAUUUAGGUGAACCAAUUAGUCGACCCGCUGAUACUUUAAUCGAGUCUGCAGAUACAACUCCAAUCGUCUAUACUUCCUGGCGUCAAAUGUUUAUCAUGCGUGAACGUGUCAUCUUCAAUGGCUGCUACAUAAGCAAGACUACUUAUUUGCGUAUGGGCGAGAAUAGUUUCCAAGAUCAAUAUUAUCGGCCUGUACAGCUAGUAGAAUAUUAUCGUUAUGUACGAUUUUUGGGCGAUGGACGUGUGCUAAUGAUGACCAGUGCCGAUGAGCCUGCACAAGGUGUUAAUAAGCUGAAAAAUAUUCAUCAGUUACGACCAGACGUGUUGUGUGGUCAUUACCGUCUGUAUGGUGACACUAUAACCAUUAUGUUAAAGAAGCAACAACAACAACAAUCGCUUAGUCAUCAUCAGUAUGCACGGCAACGACGUGGUAGCUCGGCUAUAUUCAAUGAGGAGCCGAAUUGUACAAAAUAUUGCAUUGAAUUUCGUAUAACUAAUACGACAAAGCGAAAGUAUGCACGUUUAAUCUGGACGAACUAUUGUGUGGAGCAGAGACGCAAUAAAGUUGAGACCUCAUCCCAGUUUGAGCUCACCCCAUCAAAGUAUCCGCCUUUGUGGUUCUCCCUCGUGCGAAGUUACCACAAGGAUACCGAUGCACCGCUCUCUUAAUAUGAUUAGGAAAAUAGCUGUGCCCUGAGGUGCGUGCGAGUUUAAAAAGGAAGUUGAAAAAGAGAAUUAAGAAUAAAAUAUACUUUUCUAAAAAGAAGAAUGAAAAAACUACAGCUGAAAAUGAUCGAUAUACAAAUGGAAACCACUGCAGGAGUAAAAUGGUUGCUAUAAAUAUACUAAUUAUCUAACUAUAUUCUUUAUUAUACAUACAUACACACAAACUCUUAUUGUAGAGGCUAACACUUAAAGCUUGAAAUUUGGAUUUUUUCUAAUGUUAAGUACAUAUAUAAAUGGCUGUAAAGGCUCGGAUUUUAAUUUCCUAUUUUCAAUUGGCUGUUGAUAUAGUAAAUAUCAGAGUAAAAAAAUAAACGGUCAGAAUUCAA
Messenger RNA from Ceratitis capitata (Mediterranean fruit fly), 2804 nucleotides. Its product is annotated as F-box only protein 9. Bases 967 to 2421 code for a protein of 484 amino acids. The record is from RefSeq and is a predicted model, not a curated record. Gene Ontology annotation, molecular function: protein binding. NCBI's taxonomy places the organism in Eukaryota, Metazoa, Arthropoda, Insecta, Diptera, Tephritidae. Gene Ontology annotation, cellular component: SCF ubiquitin ligase complex. The transcript is spliced from 3 exons. Gene Ontology annotation, biological process: SCF-dependent proteasomal ubiquitin-dependent protein catabolic process.